AGGAAAUAAAAACACCUCUGGAACGUGCUUUCAGCAUUAGGUUCAUGUUCGCAUGUCCUGUCAUCUGGAGGAAUGUUCCGUGCUAUCAAGACCAACCAGGACCUUCUCCCUGAAACGCCUUGGAUCAACAUCUUCUACGAUGACUUCUGGGGGACACUCCUCACCCACAGCGGUAGCCACAAGUCCUACCGCCCGCUCUGCACGCUCUCCUUUCGACUCAACUACGCCCUGGGCGGCUUAGAUCCCUGGGGUUUCCACCUGGUCAAUGUGGUUCUACACUGCGCCACGACUGCCCUGUUCUCUAGCCUCUCAAGCCUGCUGCUGGGGUCGGGUUGCUGGAGCCUGCUGGCCGGGCUUCUCUUUGCCGCUCACCCCAUCCACACCGAGGCUGUGGCAGGCAUUGUGGGCCGUGCUGAUGUAGGGGCCGCCCUCUUCUUCCUCCUGGCCCUGCGUUGCUACUUACGCCACUGCUCACUGAGGAUGAGCGGUGCCCAUGGACGGAGCUGGACGUGGUUCUUGGGCACCUUGGCGUGUGCUUCCUGUAGCAUGCUUUGGAAGGAGCAGGGCGUGACCGUGCUGGCCGUGGCUGCCAUGUACGACGUGUUUGUCUUCCACAGGUUGAAGCUGCAGCAGGUUCCCGCUCUCUUCCUAAAGAAGAAGAACCUGCACCUGCUGUUAAACGUGUUUCUGCUGGGCUUUUGGGGUAUCAUCCUUCUGGCUUGCCGUCUUUACUGGAUGGGCAACAAACCUCCGAACUUCUCCAACUCGGACAACCCUGCAGCAGACUGUCCUUGUUUCCUAACUAGGAUGCUAACGUUCUUUUUUCUCCCUGCCAUGAAUGUUUGGCUCCUCCUGUGCCCUGACAUGCUAAGUUUUGAUUGGUCAAUGGAUGCUCUGCCUCUUCUGAGGAGCAUUACAGAUUGGCGAAACCUCCACACCGUGACCUUCUAUACCUCGCUUCUAGCGCUGGUUUGGUUCGGGCUUUGCCUUUACCCAACCAAAAGCAAGGAGGCCAACGGGAAAGCACAUCAUGUAGCAAACGGGAAGUCCACAAACGGACACAGUUGUAGCUCUGAUUAUGAACACUCAACUCUUUACUCAAACUCAGUGCAGGUGAAUGGAACAAAUGGUACUGCAAAUCACUAUUCAUCGUCUUUACCCACCACAGAGAGUUUGGUGGUCUUCUCAUUGGGUCUGCUGGCUGUUCCCUUCAUCCCUGCCACCAACCUAUUCUUCUAUGUGGGGUUUGUGGUAGCGGAGCGAGUACUGUACAUCCCUAGUAUGGGCUUCUGCCUGCUGGUAGCAGUGGGGAUGAGAGCUUUAUAUGUCAGAUUGAGAAGGAAGUCCUUCAGAACUUUGGUGCUAGUCUGCUCUGCCGCCCUGGUCCUUCUUUUUGGGAUUAAGACGGUGUUGAGGAAUCGUGACUGGCAAAAUGAGGAGAUGCUAUACAAGUCAGGGAUAUCUGUGAAUCCUGCUAAAGCUUGGGGUAACUUGGGAAACGUUCUCAAGAACCAGGGAAAAGUGGUGGAGGCCGAGCAAGCCUACAGGAACGCUCUGUACUACCGGAGGAACAUGGCUGACAUGUUGUAUAACCUGGGUCUGUUGCUCCAGGAAAACAACAGAUUCUCAGAGGCCCUCCACUACUAUAAGCUGGCCAUUGGGAGCAGGCCAACGCUGGCUUCCGCCUACUUGAACACAGGGAUUGUCCUGAUGAACCAGGGCCUUCUAGAAGAGGCCAAGCGCACUUUUGUCACUUGUGCCGAUAUCCCAGAUGAAAACCUGAAGGAUCCUCAUGCACACAAGAGCUCAGUCACCAGCUGCCUGUAUAACCUGGGAAAGCUUCUUCAUGAGCAGGGCCACCAGGAGGAGGCCAUAUCUGUUUAUAAAGAAGCGACACAGAAGAUGCCCAGGCAGUUUGCCCCACAGAGCCUUUAUAAUAUGAUGGGAGAGGCCUACAUGAGGCUGAACAAACUAACAGAGGCAGAACACUGGUAUAAGGAAUCCCUCCGAGCCAAACCGGACCAUAUACCUGCACACCUCACUUACGGCAAGCUCCUGGCAAUGAUGGGUCAGAAAACAGAAGCGGAGAAGUUCUUUCUCAAGGCGAUCGAGCUCGAUCCUACUAAAGGAAACUGCUAUAUGCAUUAUGGUCAAUUUUUGCUGGAGGAGUCACGGCUUUUGGAGGCCGCUGAAAUGGCAGAGAAAGCCGCCCAGUUGGACAGUGAAGAAUUUGAUGUGGUUUUCAGUGCAGCUCACAUGCUCAGGCAAGCCAGCCUCAAUGAUCCCGCUGAGAAGUACUACAGACAAGCAGCCAACCUGAGACCCAAUUAUCCCGCAGCCCUCAUGAACCUCGGAGCCAUUCUCCAUCUCAACGGCAAACUCCAAGAAGCGGAGGCUAAUUACCUGCGAGCCUUGCAGCUGAAGCCGGACGACACCAUCACUCAGUCCAACCUGCGGAAACUGUGGAACAUCAUGGAAAAACAGGGCUUGAGGACCGUGGCUCCUUGACUUGGACACAUUUAAUGGAGCACCUUUACUGAGGUUGUAAAGGAGAUGGUCUCUCUGAGCUCUCAAUAAUGAGGUAGUCGACAGCCUAGGGCUGACAAAGAACGUCUUCAAUCCUGGGUUACCUCAUGGGACGCUUGAACAUGUGAGAGCCGCUAUGUCUGGUAAAACCAAGAAUUCUGGAACAGUCUAGAACUGCGGAGCUCCCCGAACGUGUUGGGAGUUGUUAACUUGAAGUGGCCCAUAGAUGCAUACUUGAAGUCUCAUGAUAAAUUAGAUUUUAAUUAGUUAGUCAAUGCUUAAUAGUCUUGAAGGGCAAUAUUUGUCCUGAGGCUGUAUGAAAUUGAGAAGGAAUGAGAGUGCUACAACCCCCAUGAGGCUAUACUCUGCAUGUAAAGUACAUUUCGAUGUCAUUGCUCCAUCCAUAUGAUUGGAAUCAUUAAUAUUUAAUGAGCACAUCAUUGCUGAUGGAAACGCGAAAAAUCAUCGAAACAUCAACAAAAUUAGAUAAAUUGACCAAACAUGUCGUAAAUCUUUUUCAAUGUAAAAUAAACACUCAUCCAUUGUGUCAAAAUGACAAAGAGAUUUGUCAGGUUGUGGACAUAUUGACACUGUACAUAGGAGCACGGAUGAUAUGUGAAGUUUGGUUUGGGGUGCGAAUGGUUUUACAUGUUCCAUCAAUGUUACAUCGAUCCAGACACACCUGCCCAUGACACUAGAUAACUGCUGGGUUCAAGAAAUUGGAUCCAUCUGAUUAAUCUUGCCAAAAAUCUUGACAGGAAAACAGGAAAGGAACAUUCGAUUAGCUGUGUAAUGUUAGCGAAUUGAACUUGCAAGCUCUCUUUGCCUUACUUUGCAAAAAUCUGUUCUGUAACAGAAAGAUCCAGUGGAUUUUAUUUCCUUGUUGCGUUACUAAUAUAAAAUGGGGAUGGAAUAUGUUCACUUGUUAUAAUAUUGCAUUCAGCAGUGUGUGA
Sinocyclocheilus grahami is the source of this 3479-nucleotide messenger RNA. RefSeq names its product transmembrane O-mannosyltransferase targeting cadherins 2b (gene tmtc2b). The transcript has 12 exons. Gene Ontology annotation, biological process: protein O-linked glycosylation via mannose. Gene Ontology annotation, molecular function: mannosyltransferase activity; protein binding. Gene Ontology annotation, cellular component: endoplasmic reticulum membrane. NCBI's taxonomy places the organism in Eukaryota, Metazoa, Chordata, Actinopteri, Cypriniformes, Cyprinidae. The coding region runs from base 73 to 2508 and encodes 811 amino acids. The record is from RefSeq and is a predicted model, not a curated record.